Messenger RNA from Naegleria fowleri, 1224 nucleotides. RefSeq lists its product as uncharacterized. The transcript is spliced from 2 exons. Lineage: Eukaryota; Heterolobosea; Eutetramitea; Acrasida; Naegleriidae. Bases 1 to 1224 code for a protein of 407 amino acids. Gene Ontology annotation, biological process: vesicle-mediated transport. Gene Ontology annotation, cellular component: membrane. The record is from RefSeq and is a predicted model, not a curated record.
AUGAAAAGUACGAAACGAUCUUCAUCCUCUCUUCAAAGCGUGAUCAAGCCUUCCAUGAUGGUUUCUCCUCCAUCUUCAUCCUUAUCAGACGAGCAGCCCCGAGAUGAAUCGGAAUAUUCAAUAAAUUCAAUUACGUUGGAUUUGGAAAAAUUAUGCGAGUCUAUACAAACGACUGCCAUGUUAUUGGCCCGUAUCGGAACUGCUGAAGACAGCAAAGAAAUACGAACUGAAAUUCAACAAUUAAAGAAAUAUACACAAAAUGUUAUUCAAGACAUUGAACACCGAUUGAUUAAUUUGGAAGUAGAAAAUCCAGAUCAACAAUUUUUGAAAUUCAAAACUGAUUUUAACCGUCUGAAACAAUUAAGAGAUGAAUACUUUAAAAAGAAAUUAAAACAAUUAGAAUUGAAAUAUCCAAAGACGAAUUUGAAAAACAAAAGCAUACCAACGAAUCCUCUUGUUGCUUUAUAUAAAAAGCAUUGGAAAGAAACACAGAACGCUUUUUGUGACAAGUAUGGAAUUGAUCCAAUGGUAUUUGCCUCCUGGUUAAGCGGAAUUGCCGAAAGCAAAGAAUCAGAAAAUGCUGUGAGGAAAUUUAUUGCGUCAAAAGAACAAUCAGAACAGAAAAAUCCAUCUGAAAGAGAAGAAUUAUUUACAAUUUUAAACUCACAAGAAAAUUCUUCCAUGUAUAAUAGUGCAGAACAGCAACAGCAAAUUGUUUUACAAGAUGAAUUUAUAUUUUUACCGUACAAGGAAGAUGAGGAUGAAUUGCAAGAUCUUCGAAAUCUGCAUAAAGAUUUAAGAGAUUUAUACCAAAUUUCGCAAGAUCUACACCAAGAAGUCCAAGUACAAGGCGAAAAAGUUGUGCAAGUCCAAAAUAAUGUAGAAAAAGCAGAGCUUUCUGUGAAACAAGGUACAAGGUAUCUACAGGAGGCCAAGAAAAUUGGUGCCUUCUCUGCAAUAGUUGUUGGAGGAGCAGUGGGUGGCUUGGUGUUAGGUGGGCCCAUUGGCGCUGUGGUUGGAAUUAAAGCUGGAGCAAUACUGGGUGCGUCGGCUGGCGUGGGAGGUUUAAUUGUUGGUGCAACAUCCGGAGGUUUGAUUGGCAAGUUUGCCACUGACAUUGGAAACUCUUUGUCUGGUGUUUACUCAAAAGUUACAGCUCCCUUUAUGAGCAAGAAAGGUACCAAUACAGCAACUAGCGCUUCUUCAACCACCUCCAACAACUAA